UGUAUGUAUGUAUGUAUGUAUGUAUGUAUUUAUGCAUGUACUUAUGUAUGUACUUAUGUAUGUACGUGCGUACGUACUUAUGUAUGUAUGUAUGUACUUAUAUAUAUGUUUGUAUGUAUGUAUUUAUGUAUGUAUUGAUGUAUGCACUUAUGUAUGAAUGUAUGUAUGUAUGUAUUUAAUUAUGUAUUAGGGGUUAGUGCGUCUGCCUCACAAUACGACGUUCCUGCAGUCCUGGGUUCAAAUCCAGACUCGGGAACUUUCUGUGUGGAGUUUGCAUGUCCUCCCCGUGAAUGCGUGGGUUCCCUCCGGGUACUCCGGCUUCCUCCCACUUGCAAACACAUGCACCUGGGGAUAGGUUGAUUGGCAACACUAAAUUGGCCCUAGUGUGUGAAUGUGAGUGUGAAUGUUGUCUGUCUAUCUGUCUUGGCCCUGCGAUGAGGUGGCGACUUGUCCAGGGUGUACCCCGCCUUCCGCCCGAUUGUAGCUGAGAUAGGCGCCAGCGCCCCCGCGGCCCCGUAAGGGACAAGCGGUAGAUGGAUGGAUGGAUGUAUUUAUGUAUGUACUUAUGUAUGUAUGUAUGUAAUAAUGCAUGUACUUAUGUAUGUACUUAUGUAUGUAUGUGCGUUCGUACUGAUGUAUGUACUUAUGUAUUUAUGUAUGUAUGUAUGUAUGUAAGUAUGUAUGUAUGUAUUGAUGUAUGUAUUUAUGAAUGUAUGUAUGUAUUUAUGUAUGUAAGUAUGUAUGUAUGUAUGUAUGUAUGUAUGUAUGUAUGUAUGUAAGUAUGUAUGUAUGUAUGUAUGUAUUUAUGUAUAGGAACAUGAUUUAUGAGUUCCUGUGAAUGUGAAAAUUUCCUGCCUGAUAUUUACAGAUGCAUGCUGGGAUAUAAUCCCAUGAAAGCAGAACAAAGCUGGCAAGUAAAAUGAUUUGAUGAUUUAAUCUGGAUUGUUUCAGGAGGAUUAGAGGUGGGGUUGAUGAAGGCCGGCCAGAUGUUGCCCAUGGACUGCAAACCACUUUUCCUACCAGCUCUGUAACCAUAUGAACAAAUCACGGCCGUACAACAUUUUCCAAGGCGCUUGUCCUCGUCGGGGUCGGAGCCAGCUGGAGCCUAUCCUAGCUGACCCUGGGCGAGAGGCAAGUGUGCCCCAGACCAGUGGUUUUUAUUGAAUUACUGCCGGGUCAAACUCGCUUCGCAAAAUAAUUAGCGCAUGCUUAGCAUUACCGCCGGCUCAGGAUUAACGCCGGGUCAAACUCGUUUCGCAAAAUAUUAUUUUUAUUAGUGCAUGUCUAGAAUUUCCGCCGGGUCAAACUCGUUACGUCACGAGUGACACUUCACCUGUCAUCAUUUUCAAAAUAGAGGAGGCUGAUUUCAAUAAUUUGAAAUCGCAUAAAGGGAAGAAGAUUAAGAGCUAUUCAGCAGGCUUUAAGGUCCAAGCUAAUGAAUAUACUAAAAAGAACAGUAAACAUCUAUGUUUUAUUAAUAUACCAUAGCUGCGUGUGUCAAAUAUGAGUCAUUAAAUGACUCCCGCCUCCUGGUGGUAGAGGGCGCUAGUGAUCCUUCUUGCGACUACUCGGCUGCAGAAGAAGUGACAACAAGCAGCAAGAGUGAGCAGCAUUCGUUUAUUUUUUCCUCUCGCUUGCGCUUUUGACAUGGAGGAUUACAUAUCUAAAAUAAAACAGUUUUCUAAACUGGACUUUCAAUCGAAGCAGGAGGUAAUGAAGGAAGAUCUCCAUCAAGACAGAGAGACUUUUAAAACUGAAGAAAGAUAAGGAAGACUUCUAUAAACAAGUUAUCGAUGCUUUGGAUCAGAAGGAGCUGCGCAUGGACUUCAUUUAUAAGUAAAGGUGGUGUCGGCCAAGUCCCAGGUCCAAGUGGAGAUGAAUGAGGGUGUGCGCACAUGAGAAAUAGCACAAAUGUCACCAGGGUCCUGACCUUUUGCUCCCCUGGCCUGCAGUAGCGUGUCUGAAGGUUUGGAUGGGAAAAGACAACAAAUUGUGUCCCCAGGACUCAAGUGUCUAACCUCCAAAUGUUGGCCAAACUUGUCCUUGGUUUUAGACAAGAGAGAUUUCCAAGCGGUUUGACAUAUGUCACAACCCUUCCUUACCCAGACCAACGGUCUGGACUGACUGGAACGUGAUGGCCUGGCUGACCCCUGAGGGACCAGCAAAAGGACUGUUAUGGGCUCCACUCGGUAUCUCAGACCAAAAAGGUGUUUUGGAACCACAAUCUGGAGUUGUCACAAGCAGACACGUAAGGUGGGGUCCACUUACGUAACAACAAAACCAUCAAUCCAUCCAUUUUAUACUGCUUGUCCCUCUCGGAGUCAAUCAUUUGACUCCGAGAGGGAGGUCAACAACCUGGAGCUGAACGCCAGGAAAACAGUGGAGAUGAUCAAGGACUUCAGGAAAGUCACAGCCCCACCAUCCCCCCUCACCCUGAUUGACUCUCCCACCCCCAUCUCCAUUGUGGAGUCCUUCCGUUUCUUGGGCACCACCAUCACCCAAGACCUCAAGUGGGAGCCGACCAUCAGCUCCCUCAUCAAGAAGGCCCAGCAGAGGAUGUACUUCCUGCGGCAGCUGAGGAAACUUAAGGUGCUGACCGAGAUGCUGGUGCAGUUUUAUUCAGCCAUCAUCGAGUCCUUCCUCACCUCCUCCAUCACCGUGUCGUUCCCCGGCGCCACAGUCCAGGAUGAGCAUGGACUGCAGUGCAUGGUACGUGCUGCUGAGAAGGUGAUUGGCUGCAAACUCAAACCCCUCCAAGACCUGUUCUCCUCCAGGACCGGUAGGCGUGUGGGUCGGAUCACAGCUGACUCUUCUCACCCUGGACACAAACUAUUCUCCCCUAUCCCCUCAGGCAGGAGACUACAGUCCAUCCAGACCCACUUGUCCCACCCCCAGAACCGUAUUUCCCCCUCGGCCAUCAGACACAAGAACAAGAACAAGACUUGAUAGCUCACUUAUCUUAUUACCUAUUCUGUCUUCUAUGUCUUCUAUGUUGCACCAUUGCACCAAGAACAAUUCCUAGUUUGUGAACCCGUUCUCAAACAAUGGCAAUAAAAACUAUUCUGAUUCUGGUUUUCAA
Molecule: messenger RNA, 3079 nt
Organism: Nerophis ophidion (straightnose pipefish)
Lineage: Eukaryota; Metazoa; Chordata; Actinopteri; Syngnathiformes; Syngnathidae
Exons: 2
Coding region: 2176-2946 (256 amino acids)
Molecular function (GO): 2-oxoglutarate-dependent dioxygenase activity; methyltransferase activity
Source: RefSeq, a predicted model, not a curated record